CCAACAGAGGAUGGAAAAAAGAAAGAAAAGAAGGAGAAAGAAAAAGUCCCAAUGGUUGGACCUUUAGCUUUGUUCAGGUUUGCAACUGGCUCUGAAUACGUGUUGAUCAUUAUUGCGACACUGAUGGCCAUUGUGUGUGGAGUCCUCUUUCCACUCUUGUGUAUUGUAUUUGGAGACAUGACUGACAGUUUUGUAAAUGAUGCCGCCUCCAAGUACAACUUCACCCUCAUCAAUAGCACCUUACAAGACGACAUGACACGUUAUGCCAUCGACUACUCUAUCAUGGGAGUCGCCAUGCUGAUAUCGGGCUACUUGCAUGUAUCCCUCUGGACAAUUGCAGCAGGGCGGCAGGUCAAACGCAUCCGCAAGCUGUUUUUCCACUCUAUCAUGCAGCAGGACAUCAGCUGGUUUGACAUCAAUGAGACAGGAGAGCUCAACACACGUCUCACAGAUGAUGUCUAUAAGAUCCAAGAGGGUAUUGGUGACAAGGUGGGACUGCUGAUCCAGGCCUUCAGUACAUUUAUUUCAUCCUUCAUCAUCGGCUUCACCAAAGGUUGGAAAAUGACUCUUGUCAUCCUGGCCAUCAGUCCUGUGCUGGGCUUAGCAGCAGGAUUGUUUGGUAAGGUGAUGACAUCCUUUACAUCUAAGGAGCAGAGUGCAUAUGCUAAAGCUGGUGCUGUGGCAGAGGAGGUGCUUUCAGCCAUCAGGACAGUGUUUGCCUUCAAUGGUCAGGACAAAGAAAUUGAAAGAUAUCAUAGGAACUUGGAGGAUGCUAAGAACAUGGGAAUAAAGAAGGCCAUCUCUGCUAACAUAGCCAUGGGCUUCACUUUCUUGGUGAUAUACCUGUCGUAUGCUCUGGCCUUCUGGUAUGGCAGCACACUGGUGCUGAGCGGAGAGUACACUAUUGGAAAUGUACUCACUGUGCUCUUUGUCGUCCUUAUUGGAGCUUUCGUCUUGGGACAGACGUCUCCAAACAUCCAGGCCUAUGCAUCUGCCCGCGGAGCUGCACAUAAAGUCUACAGCAUCAUUGACAGAGUUCCAAGCAUCAACAGCUUCUCAGAAGAUGGUUUCAGGCCUGACUCCAUUAAAGGGAACAUAGAGUUCAAGAACAUCCACUUCUGCUACCCGUCAAGACCAGACAUCAAAGUGUUGGAUAACAUGUCUCUGAGUGUGAAAACCGGGCAGACUGUGGCCUUAGUGGGCAGUAGUGGCUGUGGGAAAAGCACAACUAUCCAGUUGUUGCAGAGGUUUUAUGACCCUCAGGAAGGAUCUGUGUUUAUUGACGGUCACGACAUCAGGACUCUUAACGUCAGCUACCUGAGACAGAUGAUCGGAGUCGUGAGUCAAGAGCCCAUCCUCUUUGCCACCACCAUUGCUGAGAACAUCAGAUUUGGUCGACUGGACGUCACACAGGAAGAGAUUGAAAAAGCUGCUAAGGAGGCCAACGCUUAUGACUUCAUUAUGGACCUUCCUGAUAAGUUUGAGACACUGGUCGGAGACAGAGGGACUCAGAUGAGCGGAGGACAGAAGCAGAGGAUUGCCAUCGCUCGAGCUCUGGUCCGCAACCCCAAAAUCCUUCUGCUUGAUGAAGCUACGUCUGCUCUGGAUGCCGAGAGUGAGACCAUUGUACAAGCUGCUCUUGACAAGGUCAGAAUGGGUCGGACCACCAUCAUUGUAGCCCACCGCCUUUCAACCAUCAGAAACGCUGAUGUCAUCGCUGGCUUCCAGAAAGGGGAAAUUACUGAGAUUGGAACGCACACUGAACUUAUGGAAAAAGAAGGAGUGUACCACACACUGGUGACCAUGCAGACCUUUAAGAACGUGAACGAUGACAAUGAGGAGGAAAGUGAGGAGGAUGAAGUUGAGAAGAGUGAUGCAGUUGGGUCUGCGGGGUCCUAUGUACGCAGGAGGAAGUCCACGAGAGGGUCUUCAUUUGCUGCCUCAGAGGGAGAGAAAAAAAAACCUGAGGAUGAGGAAAAGACGACAGAGGAGGAGCCCCCCCCUGUCUCGUUUUUUGAAGUGAUGCGUCUCAACAUGAGUGAAAUGCCGUACAUCGUGGUCGGGAUCAUUUGUGCCAUAAUCAACGGAGCAAUGCAGCCUGUGUUUGCAAUCCUUUUCUCCAAAAUCACAACUGUGUUCACAGAAUUAUAUGUAGAUCCUGAAGGCGUUAAGCAAAAAUCCACCAUGUAUUCCCUUUUGUUUGUUGCUAUUGGAGCUACAUCCUUUGUGACCAUGUUUCUACAGGGUUUCUGUUUUGGUAAAUCUGGAGAGAUUCUGACUUUGAAACUGCGACUCAAGGCUUUUACAGCUAUAAUGAGACAGGAUCUGGGCUGGUUUGAUGACAAAAAAAACAGUGUUGGAGCCCUCACAACCAGACUGGCCACAGACGCUGCCCAAGUACAAGGGGCGACUGGGGCGCGUCUGGCCACCUUGGCUCAGAACGUGGCCAACCUGGGCACCAGCGUGAUCAUCUCCUUUGUGUACAGCUGGGAGCUCAGCCUCCUCAUCAUGGGUGUGGUGCCUUUCAUGGCCCUCGCUGGAGCUCUGGAGAUGAAGCUGCUCGCUGGGCAUGCAGCUGAAGACAAGAAGGAGCUGGAGAAGGCUGGAAAGAUUGCUACAGAAGCCAUCGAGAAUAUCCGCACUGUUGCCUCUCUCAACAGAGAAGCCCGGUUCGAGUCUUUGUAUCAGGAAAACCUCCAAGUGCCAUACAAGAACGCCUGGAAAAAGGCCCACGCCUUCGGUCUCACCUACGCCCUCGCUCAGGCCAUGGUCUACUUUGCUUAUGCGGCCUGCUUCCGCUUUGGAGCUUUUCUUAUUGAAAAAGAAAGGAUAGAGGUUGAAGGAGUUUUCCUUGUGAUUUCUGCUCUCGUGUACGGGGCCAUGGCUGUCGGAGAGGCCAAUGCCUUCGCUCCAAACUACGCCCGGGCCAAAGUGUCAGCCGCUCACCUCAUGAUGCUGAUAAACAAAGAGUCCGCCAUUGAUAAUUUAUCCAAAGAUGGAGAGACGCCGGAUGAAUUUGAUGGUAACGUGUGUUUUGAGGGCGUGAUGUUUAACUACCCCACAAGGCCUAAUGUGCCCAUCCUCAGAGGUCUGGAUCUGAUGGUCAGCAAAGGAGAGACCCUGGCUUUGGUGGGCAGUAGCGGCUGUGGAAAGAGCACCACCAUCCAGCUUCUGGAGAGGUUCUACGACGCCAAUGAAGGCAGCGUGAUGAUGGACAAAAGAAAUGUCAAAGACUUGAAUAUCCUUUGGCUAAGGUCUCAGAUUGGCAUCGUAUCCCAGGAGCCUGUGCUGUUCGACUGCUCCCUGGCUGAAAACAUCGCCUAUGGAGACAACAGCCGUACUGUAACCAUGGAAGAAAUACAGGAGGCCGCUAAGUCAGCCAACAUCCAUGACUUCAUACAGGGCCUGCCAAAGAAGUAUGACACCCAGGCUGGUGAUAAGGGCGCCCAGCUGUCAGGAGGUCAGAAGCAGCGAGUCGCCAUAGCCCGAGCCAUCCUCCGUAACCCCAAAAUGCUGCUGCUGGAUGAGGCCACGUCUGCACUUGACACUGAGAGCGAGAAGGUUUGAAUGUGUUUUUCUUUCUCAGUUUCAGGUCACACCAGUGGAAUUCAUGCUGAAUAUAUGUCAGGUUUAAAGAACAGUUUAAAGAAUUUGGAGAGAAACAACCGGAAUUAUUCACUCAAGA
Molecule: messenger RNA, 3685 nt
Organism: Sphaeramia orbicularis (orbiculate cardinalfish)
Lineage: Eukaryota; Metazoa; Chordata; Actinopteri; Kurtiformes; Apogonidae
Gene: abcb4
Product: ATP-binding cassette, sub-family B (MDR/TAP), member 4
Exons: 25
Coding region: 52-3567 (1171 amino acids)
Biological process (GO): oligopeptide export from mitochondrion
Cellular component (GO): mitochondrial inner membrane
Molecular function (GO): ATP hydrolysis activity; ABC-type oligopeptide transporter activity; ATP binding
Source: RefSeq, a predicted model, not a curated record